AUGCCGCCAAGACGAUCGAGAGCAGCUCAGAAAGCGGCGGAAGAUGCGACGGUAGCAGAGCAGGCCGAGGCUUCAACGUCGACCGCGCCUGCUGCCGCCGACCCAGUCGCCGAAACUCCCGCCGAGCCGACACCAGCACCUGCUGCGCCUGCGAAACCGAAAGCGAAGUCACGAGCUGCACGUCAUCAGCCGCUAGUCGUCGAGCAGCCGCCCACACAACCCUCGCCUCCAUCCGCGCCUUCACCCGUUGCUGAGCCCGAGCCAGAAGCAGCGUCCGAGCAAGUCGCCUCUUCAUCCAAACCAACGAUGGAAGACCGGCAAGCGCGGCUCUCUGCGCUGCGCGCCAAGAUGGCCGCCUCGACGCGUGCUAACCGCAAAGAUAUCCUCUCGGAACAGUCUCGCUCCCGCGCCAUCGCUGCUGACCUCAAGAACCCUUCCGCCUCGCGCAAGAUUCAGAAGGCUGAGAAGGUGCUGGAAGAGCGCGACCUCCGGGAGAGCGGGGAGGACGUGGAGCGUCACCGCAACAUGCAUUAUUCGCUCGAGGACAGCGAGCGAUGGGAUGCCAAGCUGGAGGAGAAGGAGAGGCGGAAGGACCAGGGUGGCGUGGCUGACUUUGGCGACGCGGCAGAGCGCGCGUAUCAGAGACAGGUGCGGAUGCUCCGGCCGAACGUGGCCGGAUACAAGAAGCAGCAGACCGAGGCGGAGGCGAUCAAGGCGAGCAGCCCCGCCAGCACGGUGCUCAUCAAGGGCAAAGGCAGGGCAACGGCACAAGAGGUGGUGCUCGACGACUUCCACUACGGAGCCCACAAGCCGUCCGAUGAUGCCAUCGAUCGAGUCGUCAGCCACCUCAACCAGGAGAAGCAGAUGAUCAAGAACAGGAGCAGAAGGAGACAGGACGACCCAGACGCCGAAGUCAACUACAUCAACGACGGCAACAAGCACUUUAACAAGAAGCUCAAGCGGUUCUAUGACAAGCAGACGCAGGAGAUCCGGGAGAAUCUCGAGAGAGGAACCGCGCUCUGA
Messenger RNA from Kalmanozyma brasiliensis GHG001, 1023 nucleotides. Its product is annotated as mRNA splicing factor SYF2. Gene Ontology annotation, cellular component: Prp19 complex; post-mRNA release spliceosomal complex; catalytic step 2 spliceosome. The transcript has a single exon. Lineage: Eukaryota; Fungi; Basidiomycota; Ustilaginomycetes; Ustilaginales. The record is from RefSeq and is a predicted model, not a curated record. Bases 1 to 1023 code for a protein of 340 amino acids.